CGCAGAACAGCCAAUUCGCGCUGACGAGCUCCCUCCGACUAUUUCCCCGACCUCCCGUGUCUCGAUUGAGCACACGAGCAUAAUUUCCAUAAUUUCCAUCCCCCCCCAGCAGCGCAGCCCCGGCCGAACGCUACCGAUACCCUUCCCUCUUUCGUCUUCCCGCUUUCCAACGAUGGGGAAGCUCCCCUCCACCAUCCUCCGCCGGCCGUCGCUGGCCGGCCCCGUCUCGCAACACACGGUCACCCAAUCAUUAUCAUCACCACAGGCGGCGGCGGCGGCGGCGGCGGCGGCCAACCAGGUCCGGCACGCGACUUUCGUUCCCCGGCCGCGGCGGCCCUACCAGUUCACGCAGCUCGUCCAGCUGAGCGACGGCUCGACCUUCACGAUGCGCACCACCUCCCCGCUGGCGCUGUACAAGUCGGCCAAGGACAGCCGCAACCACAUCUUGUGGCAGCCGACCGAGAAGACGCUGCGCAACGUCGAGGUGGACGAGGCCGGCAAGCUGGCCGCCUUCCGGGAGCGCUACGGCACCUCGUGGGAUCUGGAGGCCCCUCCAUCUGCUGCUCCUGCUGCUGCUGCUGCCGCCGCCGAAGCUCCCGCUGGUGGGAAGCAGGAGGGUGCCCGAGCAGGCUCUGCUGCUGAUGGCGACGGGAAGAAGGCCGAGGGCAAGGCAGCUGAGCAGGUCCAGGCGUCGACACAACAAGCAGCGCCGGCGGAGGAUGCGUUUGACUCGCUCGUCGACCUCAUCAGCGCGUACGCUACAGAGGACAAGAACAUCAAGGGCGGAUUGAGCGCCAAGGACCAGGCGAGGAAGGAUAGGAGCGGCAAGAAGAAAUAA
This is a messenger RNA of Thermothelomyces thermophilus ATCC 42464, 838 nucleotides long. RefSeq lists its product as uncharacterized. The record is from RefSeq and is a predicted model, not a curated record. The transcript has 2 exons. NCBI's taxonomy places the organism in Eukaryota, Fungi, Ascomycota, Sordariomycetes, Sordariales, Chaetomiaceae. Gene Ontology annotation, cellular component: mitochondrial large ribosomal subunit. Gene Ontology annotation, molecular function: structural constituent of ribosome. Bases 173 to 838 code for a protein of 221 amino acids. Gene Ontology annotation, biological process: mitochondrial translation.